AUGGCGCUAAAUAGGGCAGACGUUUUCGAAGACGAUAAAGGAAAUCCUGUUAUAUUUUUCUUUCGCCCGUGUGCGGCUAGAAGUAAAGUGCAGCCAAUAAUAGAGGAACAUGGUGGGAGAGUUACAGCAAGAAUGGCCUUAAAUGCAAUCAAACUUGCCAAUGAUGAUGAUUACUUGGUCUCGGAUGAUUAUUACUCGGUGAGGUACAUUGAGGAUUGUGUGAAAGCUAACAAGAUGCUUGACAAAGAAAAGUAUAGGUUGCAGCCACGGAAGAUGGUUAUCCGGGAUGCAAGUGAAGAUCAAGUCAGUGAUAUCUCAUUUGAUGAAGAUGAACCACAAAGAAUAAGAGCAAGCAUGAAAUACUUUCAAGGGAGGAAGAUGUACACAUAUGCUGAUGACAUGGCAAUACUUAACUACAUUAUAAGCAAUGAUUACCAUGAAAAAGUGGCAGGAAACACCAUAUGGAAGGAAAUGGAAGAUUUACAGAUAACAAAGCAUUCUGCCUCCUCCAUGAAUACUCGUUACAGGAAAACAAUCAAAUACAAUCUUAAUUUAUAUACCAUCCCAGUUACCCACAAGAAGAAACUGAAUCUAGACUAUAUGGUGACAUCUGAUGAUACUGAUUCCUCAACAGAACGAAGAAGGCCUAACCUGAUAAAUAGUAAGAAGGAUGAGAUUUCCUUAAAAUCUCCAUCAAAGGCCAGUUCACCAAAAGACACUAAAGCAGCCAAGCAGGCAGAUGGUGACAACCAAAAUAAGAAAGGUUCUGUUGGCUCCUCCAAAUCAGCAUCAAAUUCAAAGAGCCCCAAAAAGACAACCCGUUCACAAAAAAGCAAAUAUUUUAGUGACUGUUCAGAUGAUUUAAGUGAUGUGAGUGAUUCAAUUCCUGUGAAUAAUGAUAGAAAGAAAAGGAAACUGGACUUCGUUACAAGUAACCAGGCAUCAAAAAAUGACAAACAAAAAUCCUCAAACAUAAGCACACCUCAGAAGUCAAAGACUGUGAAGACUGCUGAAAAUGAGGAAAGUGAAAUUGAUAAACAGUGUUCAGAGCCAGCGAAGAGACAAGAAAGUUUGCCAUCAAAGAAGUCUCUUGAUGAAAAUUAUGAGUCUCCAGAUAAUAGAAUCACAAGAGGAAAGGGGAGACUUAGUAAAACAAAGCCUCCAGUUGGUACACCAUCUAAAUCCCCCACCAAGAGCAAUGAACCAAAGAAAUCAUUAGAAACCAACGGAAAUACAACCACAGAUAGUGCAGCAAAUGCUAACAGCAAACAAAAAAGGACAACUUCUCACAAGUUACAGUCCAAUCCUCCUGAUCAACAAUCAAAUGCACCAACUACCAACAAAAUAUCCCAGAGGACUUUGUAUAACACUGAAGGAGUCACAUUAACACCAGGACAGAUGAUGGACAAACUCAACUCUUCUCAGAGAGAAGAACACAAUACAUCAGUAAGUAGUGUUUUCAAGCCUUCUUAUGGAGAUUCAACCAAAUAUAAGAGAGGCUCCCGAAAGAAAGCCAGCAAAACUCAGUCUCCCUAUUCUAAAGAUGUUCAUAGGUUAGAUGAUUCAGUCGAUGAUGAUGAACUGGAAGAUGAUUUUGAUAAAGAACUGAUGAAGCGUGUGGCAAAGACCUCUACACAAGCAUCUGAUGAUGAGGUUCCUACACCAUCUAAGAUGAGGAAAUCUAAAUUGUCCACUGAAAAACAUGUUUCCAAUGAUCCAUUACAAAUAAGUACAUCUACGAAAAAAUUGAAAUCUUCAGAAGAAACUCCUGAAAAGAAAUCUAAGAAAACCAAAAAGAGGUCCUGUAGAACAGCAUAUGUGACAGUGUUUACAGAUGAUGAAGAAGAGAUUGAUAAAGAAGUAGCACUAGAGAAGUCAGUGACAGACAAUAGUUUAGAUGAGGCUGAAAUAAAAGAAUUCAUUUUAUUCUUGUGUGAAGAAUAUCGGCUGACAGUAGCACAGGUUCAAUACAUCAUUUAUAUCAAUAAUGGUGAUGUCAAUGAUACCUUGGAAUGGCUUAGGACAAGUGGGGAAUGCAAUGGUAAACUGACAUGGGAUGUACAAGAUGAUGAAAAACUUGAUGGACAUUUGGAUGAAUUAUUCAGAAAGUAUGGUGAAACCACUGUCAGAAAUCGUAUUGCUUUUUUGGAAGGCACUUAAAGUGGAAUGUUCUCUGCCAGUAUAUGUCUGGAAGAAGCUUGUAAUCAAAAAAAUCUGGUUAAAGGUUUUUACCUCAUGCAUUUACAUAUCUAUGAUUCCUAUAUGUACGUGCAUGAUGUUAAAAGAAAUUGUACAUGUAUUAUUCAUUUUACAUUAACAUUUUAUAUGGUCAUCUGACUGGAAGUGUCUUAUUAUAUACAAGUAAGUCAGAGUUUGACAAUAUUCUUCUAUAUGUCCCCCUGUUAACUUUUCCUAUAUUUUGUUGUUCUUAAACACAGGUCCAGUAUCAUCUAAACUAGCAACAACAAAAAACCCUUUAUUUAGAUGAAGAGUUCCCUGUCAAGGGAGAUAAUCAAGAAAUAGGAUGGAAUCAUUUCAAAAGCUUUUAAGCCUAAUAUAGGGAAAAUAACAGCUUGUAUUUCAAGAUUUUUUUAUACCCCCACUUGAAAAGGGGGGAUAUAUAGUAAUGGGGGUGUCCAUCCUUAGGUCGGUAAAACUUGGUGGUACCCAUCUUUUAUCCAAAACUUUUCCUAUACCACUGAAUAGGAUUUAAUGAGACUCUAACAGAAUCUUCAUUACAUAGUCCCAUUGUGCACCUCCUAUUUUACAUUUUAAUCAAAGAUAUUUGGGUUUACCAUAGCAAAACAUGGAUACAGUCAUUCUUCUAUAACAUUUGUAGGUACCCAUCUCUUAUCUGCAAUUCCUCCUAUACCACUUAAAAUUUAAGGAUACUUUAAAGGUGCUUGGACACAGAUUUGAAGUUAAAUAUUUUCUCAAGUUUUCGGUAUAAUAUCAUGACUAAUAUGUUGCUAUAGCAUUUCAAACGGAAAUAAAAUAAAAAACAUAUUUUAUCUGGAAAUUAUUGAAACUACAAAUUUCGGGACGCGUUUUAUUGAUAUAUCCUAGCACUUUCAUAAAGCAAACUUUAUCCUUAGAUAAAGUAAAAUUUUUGUUGUAUAUUAAUGAAAUAUAUUCAAACUAUAAUCCAGAAAAUUCAGAGUAGAAAUGUAAGAAAG
This is a messenger RNA of Saccostrea echinata, 3176 nucleotides long. RefSeq names its product nucleolar and coiled-body phosphoprotein 1-like. Gene Ontology annotation, molecular function: telomeric repeat DNA binding. The transcript has 13 exons. Gene Ontology annotation, cellular component: shelterin complex. Gene Ontology annotation, biological process: telomere maintenance via telomere lengthening; regulation of DNA-templated transcription. NCBI's taxonomy places the organism in Eukaryota, Metazoa, Mollusca, Bivalvia, Ostreida, Ostreidae. The coding region runs from base 1 to 2160 and encodes 719 amino acids. The record is from RefSeq and is a predicted model, not a curated record.